Molecule: messenger RNA, 1499 nt
Organism: Aspergillus alliaceus
Lineage: Eukaryota; Fungi; Ascomycota; Eurotiomycetes; Eurotiales; Aspergillaceae
Exons: 2
Coding region: 362-1147 (261 amino acids)
Source: RefSeq, a predicted model, not a curated record
GUCCUCUUUCUUAUGAUAUCUAUUCAUCUUUCUCUCACUUAUUGUUGUUCUACUGAAUUUGGUGUAUUUUAAGAGUCGACAGUACUGCUCACCCUAUGAUAUUUAGGAACAUAUACUUUCCAAUUUAAAACAAUAAAAGAAAAGAGGCAUAUAUGAAAAUAAGAUAUGGUCCAAUUUCUUAAACAUGAAUACGUCAUUUACCCGCUAGCAUUUUAAAGCAAAAAGCCAAACAACAAGAUUGGAAUAAUCAGUGAUUCACCCACACCAUCAACAUUUUCCAACUGUACAUCUCAGAGAACUCAAAAAAAACCCAGGACAUCCCACAAAUAUUACACCACUCCACACUUAUGAAUUAGAUAUCAUGCAACCAACUCAAGACAACGAAAGGAUUCCAAAUGAUCGACCAGGGACUCCACCGCGCCCGCCUUAUUCCCCAGUAACUCCGGUCUUCGCCCAUAUUGCCCCAGCCCAGAACGCCUCCACGUUCAACGGUGCGCUAUCACAUCCCAUCGUACCCCCAGCAACAUCGCCGUCGCCAACAAGUCUCGCUGGCGGCGCAACGACCUCUGCCAUCGCACCGGCCGUCUUCGCGCCGGAGCCGGCUGCCGUGCCGAUCUCGGAAAGCGAGAAUCCCGAUGCAAUCGCCCUGCGGUCCACCAUCUCGAUCCUCCAGCUCCAGAAACAGCAGAGUCUGCGCGAUAUCCGGACGCUGGAGAGGUUGAAAAAAGCGGCGGCGGCGGAUCCAGAGGGCUUUGCGCAUGAAUUGGCGGCGGGGAAUUUAACGGCGAAGGACCCCGGAGGAUUCGUGAAUUUCACGCAUGAGGACGAGGACGAGGACGAGGACGAGGGUGAUGGUGAAAGGGAGGAUCUGAGGGGGGGAACUGGGCCGGGUCUGGGGAAAAUACCUACACCUCAGAAUGUGGUGCGCAUGCCUCCGAUCAACUGGAACAAGUAUCAGGUCGUGGGCGACCCGCUGGACAAGAUGCACGAGGACCAACGCCGACGCCCGUCUCCCGGGGAGCUUAGACGCGAGGAGCCUACGCUGCGGCCGCAGGAGCAUGUUCUUGCAUCGCCGUACCGACCGCUAGUAGAUAAGCUAGAAAGUCCGGACAAAGUCAAGGGUGUCAGCAAGAACAAGAAAACAUAAAGCAUCUAACAAGAAAAUUCUGAGAUCGGUGAAGCUAGACUCUAUGGUACAGUUCUCACAUUGAGCAAUAACAACGGUAGCGUUCAUCCACCGUGUCUCGUUAUAAUGGAAGAAAGAGAAGCAAAGAAGACAAGGAUGUAUGCCUGCCGGCCUGUUCCAUAUCGCGCUGCAAAUGCCAAACCAAGCCAGGGCACUUUCAGGCUCAGUCAGGUUGAAGGAAGCGAUGCAGCACAUAGCAACCAGUUGCGAACGCUACAUACAGGAAAUCAUUGCGGCACGGCCUUUCUGAAUUCCUCGAUGUCGGAGAUAGUCUUCAGGAGUCUAUCGUGUGCAAGACUAACCCUGUUGUACA